Messenger RNA from Tricharina praecox, 2100 nucleotides. RefSeq lists its product as uncharacterized. The transcript is spliced from 4 exons. The record is from RefSeq and is a predicted model, not a curated record. The coding region runs from base 1 to 2100 and encodes 699 amino acids. NCBI's taxonomy places the organism in Eukaryota, Fungi, Ascomycota, Pezizomycetes, Pezizales, Pyronemataceae.
AUGUCGUCUUUGUACCCUCCCCUAGUCGUUGAGCAGGACACCGGAAGAGCUCCAAUCCUGUUGGCAGAGUACUACAAUAACGGUCGCUUCCCAGGCGACAGGUUGUAUGGAGCUUAUACACCUUCGAAAUCCUGGGCCACCGGCUGGCAGGGGUAUGAAGGAAUCCCGGUGAACUUCGUUCCGAAGAGACCUCCCCAAGUUCAGAUUUAUCUGGACGUUCUCAAGCAACUCGGAUUAAAUCUCAUCGAGGCCGGAGUCCGUCAAACCCUGGAAGGAAUGGGUAAGGGCGAACUCAAACAAAUUUACCAGAAUUUGUUUGAGAGGCACCCACACGCGGGUGCCUACGGGGAUUUUCAGGUCUCAAAGCUCAUCGGCGACCACCUAGAUACCGUCUCAUAUCGCGGCUUUGAGGAACUCGACCAUUCGAAUGGCGUUCCAGCUGGGGAUGCCAUUAUGAAUUUUGAUGCUGAAACACAGCUGUCUGAGAUGUUGGAAAGGGCUCAGGAGGAGCAUUACCAAGCAAUGGGUAACGCGAGCCUGCAACAACACAACCACCACGCGGCCCCUGGGAAUGACCGCCAUAUCGCCCAAAAGAAGAUCAUCCAGGACAACGUCGCCCAGAAUGACGUCACACCAAAAUACACAAUGGAAGUCGGAUAUAGAGAAACACAUGGAAGCUGCGUUUUCGGGCACGCGUCGAUGAUGAAGGUGGUUGGGACCAAGUAUAUCUUUGAAGCUCCCUUCGGCGACUUCUUCCAGCAGCCCCCGCACGAGGAGCACUACGUGUGCGCUCCUAGCUGCAGCUUUGAGCCCAGUAUAGAACGUGACACGCCCAACUACGUAUCAUGCCAGUCUGAAGCUACCAUCAGUCACCAGGAGAUAGUGUCAGCGGAGGCGGACCUCACGAAGGAGCAGAGAUACCUAUUCAAGCACUGGAUGCAUCUGGAUUAUAUCGACCGGCAACCUCGUGAUUACGCCACACAGUACACGGCCCCGUGGGAACUUGACGUCCCCCCCGUUACCGUCACGGAGGAGGGCACUCCCUACAGGAUGAACUUUGUGUCCGGGAUUCCGCUCUCGAUCCGCCAGGAAUUCUCGGACCACUCCGACAGUGAUGAUACCGAGACAAAUGAGAUGAAACCACCUCCCAAGCGGCGCCGACGUGCAGGUCUCGCUAAACCUCGGGUUCUAGGACGCCACAAGACAACCAACAAAGGCCAAGUCUUAGACGAGUACGAUAAUAACGUUGCCGAGACGAAUGAUUUCAAGCAAACCCGCAAGCCGUACCGCCGUGCAGGUCCCGCUAAAUCACGGCUUUCAGGACGCCGCAAGAUGACCGACAGAGGCCAAGUCUCGGACGAGUCUGACGAUGACGUUACCAAGGCCGAUGACAUGAAGCCGCCCCCCAAGCCGUACCGCUGUGGAGGUCCCGCUAAACCUCGAGUGUCAAAGCGCCCCAAGAAGACCUACUGGAUCUACCAGGAAGUCUCGAAUGAGUCUGAUGGUGACGUUACCGAGACCAAUGAUAUGAAGCCGCCCCCAAAGCCGUACCGCCGUGCAUGUCACGCUAAACCUCGGGUUUCAGGACGCCGCAAUGUGACUGACGAAGGCCAAGUCACGGACGAGUCUGAUGGUGAUGCUACCGAGACGAAUGACACCAAGCCGACUCCCAAACCGCGCCGCCGUGCAGGUCCCGCUAAACCUCGGGUUUCGAAGCCCCUAAAGAAGUCCGAUAAAGGCCCAACCGAUACUAAUGGAGACCCCGUCGAGUUAAAUGAUGGAGGCCUUCCUGAGGAACAGGGAGGAGUUGCAAUGAAAACGAAACGCGCCACAAGGAAGAGGAAGGCUGCAGGCAGUGACACGAACACUACAGGUCUCGACGAGUUGAACAACGGAGGCCCCACCGAUACAGGUGAAGAACCCAAGGAGAAAAAGCCACGGGUCACAAGGAAAAAGAACGAAGGCCCCACUCUCGCCAAUAACGACGGAGGCCUUCAGGAGAUAGUGGGAGUCCCGACUAACACAAUGAAACCCUCAUCCGAAAAGAAGACCCCAGGCUCCUCCGGGGAACCAUCGGAUGGAAGUGAUCGUGAUUACUGA